Porites evermanni is the source of this 7575-nucleotide messenger RNA. NCBI's taxonomy places the organism in Eukaryota, Metazoa, Cnidaria, Anthozoa, Scleractinia, Poritidae. The record is from the annotation of a GenBank genome assembly.
AUGGCGGAUUUCGAGGUUGCACUGACUACAGAUGCUGUUGGAGAUACUUUCUGUAUAUCUCUAUGGGAUUUGGCCACGGGCAUGCAGCUAAAAGUUUACAAAGGAGGAUGCUGUCCUCCGCGGUGCGUCUGCUUGCUUGGUAAAGAUUAUAUCAUGGCGUCACAGGUUAAUAAACCAAUAAUCCACGUGUGGAAUACUGCGAAGGUAAACAAAUAUUAAAAUUCAGUCAUGUCUAUACUUUUCAAAGGAAGCCCAUUCUGCAAAUAUAUAUUCAGCUUCUUAAAUUCAAUCAUUUAUAAAUGAACAGUUUGUAGCAGUCCUGCGUAGUCCUUGUUCUGUGUGCUUGAUAUCAUAAGUGAGGCUAAGGGUUGCUCUGACAUAUGUACUACAAAUGAUGAUGAUGAUGAUGUUAAUGAUGAUAAUAAACUGAUGACGAUGAUCUUAGCAGUUUUUUGGAUGGUCACUCAAUAAACUAUUAACUGGCAGUCAUCAACGAAACCUGGAUCAUGGAUCAUAUCAACCCCUGUAACUCUAUCCUUAAGACCUUAAGUCAUUAGGGCCAUUUACACAAGGAAAAAUAAGACGCGUCUUACGUAAGAGGCAUCUUACAUAAGACGCGUCUUAAAUAAGACGCAUCUUAAAUAAGAUGCGAACUGUACCAUUUAUACGAGCAUAUCUUGUCUAAGACAAGAACAGCUCGUUUAAAUGGUUUGCGUCUUAUUUCUGUUCUUGACUCAUUUUCAUGUGAAUGUUGCUUGUAGCAACGGCAAUCCAACGUGGGGCGCCUAAAAUUUACGCAUGCGUACUAUACGUUCGCGUCUUAUGUAAGACGCGAAGGUCAUUUAUACGAAGUUUUUCUCGUCUUAGCUAAGACCCGUCUUAUCUAAGAACAGGUAUUAAAGGCUGUUCUAAAAUAAGACGCGUCUUAUUUUAGACCAAAUGUGCCGUUUAUACGGAAAGUUGAGAAAAACUUCGUAUAAAUGACCUUCGCGUCUUACAUAAGGCGCGAACGUAUAGUACGCAUGCGUCUUAUGUAAGACGCGUCUUUUCCUCGCAUAAAUGGCCCUAUUAAGUGACUUAUGUACCAGUCAAUUCCAAAACCGCCCAUAAGUCAGAAGUGUCUACAUUGGCUAGAGUUUCAGAAAUCACAUUCCUGUUUGUUUGUUCAUAGGAGUCAGUUCAGACCAGACUUAUUUGUCCCGGAAAAGUAACAUCUGUGACGUGUUCCCCUGAUGGCACUUACUGUGUGGCAGCUUGUGGAGAAAAGAUUUAUGUCUGGCAGGUACUUCUGAUGGUCACCCCUCACCAAAAUAUAAGUUUCUCUUAGGUAUUGCUAUAGAUUCCACAUGGUACAUAUUGAGAGGAUUGUGUCAAUAGCAGGACUAGAUAUGUAUUGACAUGUAAACUGCCACUACUGCAUUUUUAUUGAGUCUUUCCCCUUCCUUACGCUGCUCCAUGAUUGGAGAGAGCUGGCCUCUUUCUGAAGGCCAGUAGCCUGCUUUGAAAUACAAACUAAGGCAAUUGCUGGUUUAGCCUAGAUUUUUUACUAUGAUGUGGGUUCCAAAACAAGACCAGAAGUGAACUCUAAGGUCUCUUCUGGUCAAGGAUAUCAUUGGAUUAUCCCCAUUUCUUAUUUGUUUUGCUGUCGUUCAUCAGGCAUUUACGUAGGGCUGCUCUAUGUAUUCUUUGACAAUAACCAUCCAAGAUAAUUAUCAUUUUUCUAGGGAUUAUAUUUGUGUCGGUGUUGAUGAUAAACUAUUCUUCCUCCAUCAAAAUAAUGUUAAUUCCUGUUGUUUUUCUCUUUCCCUAAAGGUAGCAAGUGGUAAUUUGUUAGUAAUUCUGUCACGUCAUUAUCAGUGUAUCUCAUGUCUGAAAUUCACCGAUGAUGGCUCUCACUUCUUGUCAUCCGGGGAAGAUAACUUGGUGUUGGUGUGGAAAAUGGCAAGGUAUACUUCAACAUGUUGAGUUUAAUCUCAGUUGCGGUCACUCCAUAUUAAAGAAUGUCUAUCAGAUGAGAGCAUGGAAGUUUUUUGCAGACACCAACUUACAUCAACUAGUAUAAGAAAACUUACUGUAUCUCCCACUUAUCUCAUACUUAUUGUAUCUCCCACUUGCCACGGUUUUAUCCCCACCAAUGAUGGUGUGGGUUUUGGUAUUUGUUUCUUUAGGAUUUUGUCACUUGCAUCAAGUGCUACAGGAGCAUUUGAAUCAGCCUUGAGUCCUUAUUAUACUUGGUCUGACCACGCCCUUCCAGUUACCGAUAUUCACUGUGGCUGUGGUGGUAUGAGAGGUCAUGUGAUCACCUCUUCUCUUGAUCAAACAUGCAAGGUAAAGUUCCACAUCAAAGCUUAAAAUAUUUUUAAUAACUAAUGCAUAGCAAUAUUGCUAGAAAAUACAGUGGGAAAUGCAGGGUCCGAAAUUAACUUUUUAAUAUGAGCACCAACUGGCGAUCAAGUAUAAAGUUUUGGUCGCCAGAGGGCAAAUUGUGGUCGCCAAAAAUUCCCCCUCCCUUUUUUUAAAAAUAAAAGUUUAAACAUGAAUAAAAGAUGUAUAGUAUGGACGUUUUUGUGCUUAAAAAUUGCAAUACUUCCGCUCCCGAUACCAGAAAGCAACCGUACGUGUACGAGUGAAGUCUCAUUUUUUCCACAAAUUACUUUUUGGACAUAUACAUGUAAAGCCAUCUGAUCUAGAACGUAGGAACAGAAAGCUGUCUGCCCAUGACUGCACCGGAUCAUAUCAAAACUGUUUUCUUCAGAUAACUACGGCGAAACAAUCCACGAAACAACCACGAAACAUAACCGCCAUGUUGUUCGUACCAGGCCACAUUUUUUUCUGUGCCACAUUACUCGUAAUGGCGGCUUGGAAACGUUCAACUCGUAUUGAUAGUAGUUGUUGUGGAGGUAUUAUUACAGGAAGCUCCGUUUCACUUAAGUAAAAAAUAUCAGCAGGACAAAAAACAAGACACCUGUUAGCAAAUAGCUUUGAGGUUUCAAUUCUUAAUCAGUUUCUCCGAACGUUUAAGUCCACAAUAACAACCAGCUUUACAAGUCGCUAGUUGGCAACCAGCUAUGAAAUUCUGGUCGCCAGGACUAAAUUCUUAGUCGCAUUGGUGACCAGGAAAGCGCAAUUUCGGACCCUGAAAUGAUAGCAAUGCACUUGAGGGAAGAGGAAACACAGGAGACUCCAUUUUUUCUUUGUGGCACUCCAUAUUCUGCAUUGUAUGUCUCUUUAUAAUUCCAUGAAACAUUAGAGCUGCCUCACACCUCAAAUUAACUACCACAAACAACAGCACUAAUAGUUUUGAAAGUCUGACUGAUGAAAUUCUUGGACACUUUUAUUAUGACUCAUAAUUUGGUAAUCUCUUGUUUCAGUCUGACUUAUGUGAUCAUAAUGGUGAGAGAGGUGUCUGUGGAAGGGUGAUUGUAGACACUGUAGCAUGAAUCAGGAAAACUGAGAUUUGCGUGAAUAAAUGGCAAAAAAAAUAUUAUCCAGGUUCACUUUAUCCAGCAGAUGUUUGGAUUGAGACACUCAGUUAUGUAUAAGAGAGUGGCAUGCAUGUAACAUAUAAAGUCCUCAUUUUAUAUAUUGUUUUGUUUCUAGUUGUAUGACCUGAGUUCUGGGGAGCUCUUGUGUUCAUUCGUUUUUAAUGUUGGAGUCACUGCUGUAACCAUGGAUACUUCAGAACAGAGUUUGUUUGCAGGAUGUACCAAUGGGCACAUUUACCAAGUAGAACUUUCCAGACGGGUAUGAACCCUAGGUUAAAGCUGGGAUCAAUAUAGGUUUCUGCGAAACUGCACACCUACCCCUUCCCUAAGCCAACAUUAUCACUUACUUCUCACUUAGGGCAAAAUGUUGGCUUAGGGUGGGCUAGGUGGGCAGUUUCCUAUUCAUCCAAGCACUGUAGUGUUUUUGGUUUUUCUGUGGCUGUAUGAACAGAGGAGCCGCAUAUCUAUACUUCCUUUACCAGUUACAGAUGCUCAGUGAAGUACCAUUAAGGAAAUUAAAUAAUUAUAGCAACUGUUAUUUUGUUCAUCAAUGUAACCCCUUAUUCUUUUUUCCUUUUCAUUUUUCAUUGAUUAAAGGAUGCAAAUUAAGCCUUAAUUGUAACUUAGGACCUAUUCACUCUUGCAAAAUAUGAUAAGAUUUAGAUAACUUUCAGGGUUUUUUUAAUUUCUAACAAUCACCUCUAUCAUUCUUAUAUGGAAAAAACAUUUUAAUAAUGCUAUAAUCUUUUUUACAAUGCACCAUCUUUGACAUGAUUUUCAGGGUAUGAAGAAUAAUAUUCACAUGGAAAAAGAAGAAUCACUAAUCUUCACUGGUCCCAGGUGUUUUAUUUUUCUUUAAUGACAGGUUAAUUUAGAUCUUAUCUUCUGCCAAAUGUUAGCACUUUUCAGUUGGUUGACAUAGUGAUCAAAAGGAUCAACCACUUUCCAGUGCAAAAGAAACAUAGCCACCUCUGCCAUUUUUAGUAUCCAUCUGCUUGGAACUCAUUCUCUCUCCCAGGGUCUUUUUUUUAAAAAUAUGUCAUAAUCAGGGAUACUUUGAACUCAGUCACACAACCCUUUUAUGACAAAGACUCCAAAAUAAUGACUUUUUUCACCAAAUUAUUGAAGUAAAAUGUAAGGGGCGAGCCCCAGAUAUAACCAACACAUUUUAAAGUCUCUUAGCAUGUAGAUCAAGGUUUCACUGUUACAUAAAUCAGUAUUGACUGAUUUUAUUCCUCUCUGCUAGUAAACAAGUGAACAGUGUAGCAGUCAGCAUGGAUGGUUCUCUUCUCUUGUCAGGCUCUGAAGAUCAAACUGCUCGUGUUUGGCACGUUUACAGUAGACAGUGUCUGAGGGUGCUGAAUCACAGAGGUAAUAUGAACCUUUUGAUUGGACUCCAGUCAGUUCUUGCUUUGCGGACACCUCACUAUUACAGACACAUCAAUAAUACCUAUAGCAACUACACCCCUAGGCAAAAAAGUUAUUACACUAGUUUGACUAAAUUUAUCUUCCAGUGUUACUGACUCCCUAGGGGAGGGGAGGUAUCCAACAAAGUUUUUACGGGAGGCCCCGCCCGGAAGUCCAACCUCUUAUAUUUUUAUACACAUUUUUGCCAGAAAGGGUAUUCCUUUCAUAUACCUUCUAUUGACAAAUGGUAUCCCUUGGACAUACCUAGUUUAGAAAUUCACAUUGCUUUUAAAUGCUGAAAAAUAAACCUCAAACAAGAGCGUUUUCUCGACUUUUUCACUGUCAUAAAAUGCAUCUGUUAGUCCUUUUGGCCUUUUAACGCACCAAAAUGACAGAUUUCCCUACCCUUUCACACACUUCAGCAAGCAGCAACAAUAUCAUGUGAUGGAGAGGGGAAGUGUGACGUCACGUUACCAUGGUAGCAAAAUUUCUGGAUCACAACAAUAGUGAGCUUAAGGUGACAUUACGCGAAACCAUUCGCAACGACGAUUUUUAGCGCAACACAGUUUUGCUAUGUUGGAACAGUGUUGCAAUCAUUUGAAACAAUGUCACAACAAUGUUGCAACGCUGUUUUGCGCUAAAAAUCGUCGUUGCGAAUUGUCCCCUGUAAAACUUCCUAAUUUCACUCGCCCGCUUUAUGGAUUAGGUGAACACAACACAAAAAUUUCUAUUUCUUUUUGUUACCUUAGAGACGGUUCCUUCAGACUCAACCCUAGAAAAUUUUGCCAAAAUUUGACAAAUUAAAUGAAAUUGAAUAAGAUUGAUAAAACAGUGCGAAUUCACUUUUUAAGUGACGUUUUCGGUUUGAUGUCAAUCAGACAUUUUACUGCCAUGGCAACUUGACGAACUGACUUCUCCUCUCUAUAAAUAUAUAAGCUUUGGCAGCCUUCAACAACGAAGCCAACCUACCAUGUUUCUUUGCAGGCGGGGUGACAAACGCUUGUAUCGUUCUCAGGCCCCUCUAUCUUGACAGUGCCCCUACAAAGUCUUCCCUUUCUCCGAUACAGCCUUUUAAAAGACACAUGCAUGUACCUGUACAGUCACGUGAUCGUCAGUUGACGGGUCUUUCAAGUCCAACUGAUGGCGGCGAUUCUCACGCAGAUGGCAUUCCCAUGGUCCUUAGGGGGAAUUUGUUGGCUGAGGUAAGCAGUCUCAUGGUCCUUAGGGGGAAUUUUGUGGCUGAGGUAUGAUAACGGUAACUAGGAAAUCUCAAUUUGGCGUGAAACGAGGGAUGCUUCUGAUUUUAUCAUUCGGUACAAUGUGGUUUCAAUGAGCGAGCCUGUGACCAUUCAAAUGAAAGCUUCUGAGCUCUGCACAGUAUUUUAUGCUUUUCUAAGCAGAAGGUUCUAAAUUUUGAGUCUGAGGAUGAAAUCCUCUCGUAUAACCGUGCUGCCACCAUAAAACAUAAAAAAGAUCACGGUAAGGAUAUCUUUUUUACCGUGCUGAAAAUUUUCGAAUAGCUUACUAAGCAAACUUUUUUUUUUUCAUUUUUUUCUGAUCCUGAGCUUUAUAAGCUUUAAUCUGUGUGAUAGAUAACCGAUUCAGUUGGGUUUUUUUGUUUGUUAGGGAAACAAUCUGGAAAAUUUAGAGGACAAGCGUGAAGUGAUGGUGCGACAAAUUCUCAAUGACGUAAGUGCCUUUGAUCUUAAGCCGCGUUAUAUUUUCUCUGUAAGUUAAAUACAGAGCCUCUGUAUGGCUAUUUCUGACGAAACCGAAGCGGCGAUGAUCGCUAUUGAUGAAGCGAUGAUCUUAGAGAUUAAAGCGACGAUUGCAUGGUCUUUCCAAUCAAGCUAAACAACGUUAGUCGUGCAAUGACGGCAAAGAAAUCUGCCUAAAACUGUGCUACGCGUUCAGAGUUUUAAACCCGCUGCAGUUUUGUUUUCUUGUUUCGGUCGUGAUUGUGGUUGCGCUGAGCUCGCUAUUAGCGUUACCACGCAAAACAAUUCUUGAUAUGCGGAGAUUUUAACUGAAGAGUCGAUUAUUUGAUGGAAAACGUGCGACGACAUCGACGUCCUUAAGUACCCAUACAGAGGCUCGGGUAAGAAUAAAGGAAACAAUCAUUAAACCUCUGCCUUCAAACUUACUCUCCUAAGCGACAAGCUCUAGUCAUCACCAGGUUUUAACAAACUUGAGAUGGUCACUUAAUGAGAUGAUGUACUUACUGAAUUGUUUUCAUGUUAGGUCUCCAAGUUUGACGGACGCGAUGCUGGACUAGAAGAGAAGCGAAAGCUAUCUCGUACUGAACUGGAGGAGGAAUUAGAAAGCGUCGGACGAGUAAACCGAAAGUUUUACAGAUUUGCCGUGGACGAGUUGAUGAAAGAGGUCUAUGAAGUCACAGAGAAAGAUGGUACCUGAGGAGCCUUGUUUGUAAUCUGAGGGGCUCUUAAAGAGGAUCAAGCCAGCGAUGAAACAGUUAGCGUGAAAUUUUUAGACUUGUCGUGGACGAGUUACUGAAAGAACUCGGCGAGGUCAGGUGUAUGACUAGGGCGGAUUACUAUGAAAGGCACCAAGAGAGAAGCAAGGCUGAGAUUCAAUUCUAAAACCGAAAGUUUUACAGAUUUGUAAUGUUUCAGUUAAUGAAAGUCCCCAUGGUCAAUAAGAAGAAUGCCUUAAAAGACUUGGU